AUGGAGCUCUCCCCGGGAACGGGUGACACCCUCACCCACGGUCCUCAUCCGCAUGCGUCCCCAACUUCGAUGGCCGCGACCACGGCGGCCACGGCCGUCGACUCUCCAACCCAACCGGAUCCUUCCUCUCAGAAACCAUCCCUCUCCCGAUCAGCCUCUCUUUUGCAACAGAAGCGGUCAUCGCUCCCACCUCGUGCUCACGCCGGAGCUCGCCACGCGAAACGCUUAACCCUAAACUUCCCCAUCAACAUCCCGCUGGACCAGCUUUCAGCUGCAACUACCGCAGAACCCACCGUCUCUUCCCCAGGAUCCAUGACCCCCGUGACACCGUCAUCGACUCGGCUAUCCCCCGCACUCCCCGCGGGGACUCCCAUGCCCUUCGAUGUCGAAGACGACGGCUACGAUUUCCUCCGCGCCAUUGCCUCGCAAGAACGGAAGGUAUUGGAGCUUCGAGAGGAGCUGCACCGGGCCGAGACGGAAUUGUCGACGUUGAAGAAACAGUGGGCACAAUCGGAAAGGACCAGGAAACGGACUGAAAUCAGCCUUCAUGCUGAACCGCUACUACCGCUGCGGACUGCCGAUCUCAACGCUCCCGAUGCAUCAAGUUCCCAUCGUCGGGAGCAGAGCCUGAGUUCGGUGGCAAGCUCGUCAGUGUCACAAGAGCGAGUCAGUCGGGAGCUCGACAGACGCUCCAGUGUGCGUGUGGCGCCUGUGGCGCCUCCCAAGGGAAGCACUAUUUCGGCCAACGGUCGGCGGGUGUUUCAGGGGUCUCACACCCGGACGCUCUCUCUGCUGUCCCCGAUCACCGCACCCAGUCCGCCUAGCGGUGGAGCUAGCCCGUCUGAUAGUGAUCGUGUAGGUCGCACCCCUCGGUCAGCGACGUUGCCAUCGGUGGAGCGUGGGAAUGUGUCUAGUAUUGGGGAUCCCAUGGAUGAGAGCCAGGUCCCAGACCAUGUACUGGCUCAGUGGCGAAAGAACAUGCCUCCUCCAUCAAGGGAGGCCCUGAUGCGUACGGGCAAGCAGAUGGCUUCGGAUCUACGCGAAGGCUUGUGGACAUUCUUUGAAGAUAUUCGACAGGCUACAGUCGGCGAGGAAGGUAUCAACGCGACAGAGUCACGCACCACGUCUCAAUCAAACGGUUCAUUGGCGCCCUCCGCCGCACGCAAGCGAGACUCGUUGGCGAAAUCACGGAGUCGAGAGCGACUAUCCGCUACGGGAACUGUCUCACGAUCGUCGUCGUCAUCGUCGGCACGGGGCAGGGGGACAGCGGCCGAGAAAACAUCUGGUAAAGACACCAAAUCGGCAAACAUUUCUACGUCUUUCUGGGAUGAAUUCGGGGUUGAUUCACCAGCGCAGACGUCCCCCCGCCCCGGCGCUCAUCGCAGCCCCUCCGACAACACCAUCGCCGCCACGACCCCACGGGACAAGACCGACUCCGGGCCUCCCGAUCACCGCUCCACCAGUCAAGUCGAAACGGAUGAUGAUACCGUCGAUAACUGGGAUAUGUGGGAUACGCCGCUGCCCGCGUCCAAGAUGACGCACACACCCUCGUCGAGCCGGUCAACGGUGGAAUCCUCAAAACUUGAUCAAUCACCCAAUACACAAGGCAGCAGCCCCCGAACGAGUGCUAGCUUUAGCGAGUGGAACCCGAGUUCUGCCGCGCCCGAUCCCAGCGUCACCGAAGGCAUUCCCUGGCCGACCAUCACCAAGCUGGCCCCCUCGAAACUCCAGCGUACCGCCUCGAAUCUCAUGGCCGAGUGGGAACGUAGUCUUUCGCCAUCCCCAUCUCCCGAACGGAAGGACUCUUCCGGAUACAAUCGUGGCAAAAACGACAAAAAGGACUAA
This is a messenger RNA of Penicillium daleae, 1845 nucleotides long. Its product is annotated as DUF4048 domain-containing protein. The record is from RefSeq and is a predicted model, not a curated record. The transcript is spliced from 2 exons. Lineage: Eukaryota; Fungi; Ascomycota; Eurotiomycetes; Eurotiales; Aspergillaceae. The coding region runs from base 1 to 1845 and encodes 614 amino acids.